Molecule: messenger RNA, 1555 nt
Organism: Caenorhabditis auriculariae
Lineage: Eukaryota; Metazoa; Nematoda; Chromadorea; Rhabditida; Rhabditidae
Source: the annotation of a GenBank genome assembly
AUGGAAGCUAGAAGGUCUUAUGACAACUUUCGGAAGGUAUUUGGAAGGUGAAAGUGGAAAAUGCCUGCCACAAGCCUGCUGAGAAGCUUCUGGAAGGCUACCGGCGUGCUUUUUUUCUAAUUAGAAGAUGUUAGAAAGCUAUGGCGUUCGACCACUUGCUGGAAAGCUUCCAAACGCCUUCCCAGGAACCGAAAGCAGAAGCUUCCCAGCUUUUACCUGAGCUCGAGAACUAGGAAGCUGGACAGUUUGAGACUUUCAGAAUCUACUUUUGAUAGAUCCAGGAGCAUGAUGGUUCAUUUUCAAGAAAUUCCCAAAAACAAAGUAAAAAGACCACCUUUGUUGAAUUGAAAAUAUCUCACUACUUCAGAUUUUUUCAGGCUGGACAAUACUCACAUGUCCGAAAAUGGCAGGCUGGCACUUUGACCAACACAAAGUUUGCUCAAAAUUUGUAUUGAAUUCGGCAAUUUUUCCCUUUCCAGACAGCUUCUCGGGGCUUCUGUUCGUCUCCCUGACGCCAUUGUUUUCUUGUCGACCUUGACUUCAGUUGGUGAUAGUCAUCCGGCCAUUAUUGGUUCGUUUUGGAGUGGGAUAGAUCCUGAAUUGAAUUUUAUUGUAGAAAGUCGAUAUCUUGAUCGAUUCAGUUCGAUUGGGAAAUGAAAGUUUUCACGCUGUCCGGUUUUUUUUCAAUUUUAGGAUUGAUUAAUCUUUUUUUUCAGAUUUUUUGGAACUUGUCCAAGAUUUAGUGAGAGUUAUGAUGAAAAUUUUGAGUUUUCUAGAAUUUUUAUUCAUUUUAUACUUUUUUGUCGACGUUAGAACUACUUUGGAGAGCCUUGAAGGUACAUAGAUUACGAUUUUGAAUUCCUGACGGUUUUUUUUUUUUGAAUCUAGCGGUUCUUAGUUCGAAUUUGAAGCUUUUAUUGGAUUUUUGGAAGCUUGGAAUAUAGUUUCGUGAAAAAGGAGAAAAUGCAGUACCGAAAAAUCUAAAAACUGUGAAGAAGUUUUGAGAAAAAGAAAAUAGAGUGAUUUUCGAUAAGAUUAUAAUAUAAAACUUGUACAAGGGAAAGGCCAAAACGUCUCAAAAUGAACUUUUGAAAAAAAGGCCUCAAAAGCACUUUCUUUUCAACACUUUUUUUGAAAAAGACCUUUUAAGGAGAAAAAAAGGUGUGGCGGAAAAAAAGGUAGAAGAAUGAAGAUUCCGAGAAACUUUGGACACCUUUUUAGGAACUCAAAAAAGAAGCUCCAGACUCUUUUUCAAGCCCUUUGUGAGGUCGUUUGGAUUUUGCCUGUGUGAAAAAUUUGCCAAUUGAAAAUCUCUUGAAGAAGCUGCAAAAAUGGCCAUUCCGACGGUCGGCGUCGUGGAUUCCAACUCGGAUCCGGCCUACCUUUCCUACCUGAUCCCCGCCAACGACGAUACCCCCCAAUCUGUUGAAUAUUUGCUCAGGUUUAUUCAUUUUUCGCCACAAAAAGUUGAAAUAUUCAACUUUCCAGGCUGUUCAAAGAAGCCAUCCGACGAGGCACCGAAGCGCGGAAAAAAGCGGCUCAUGAACUGAAAUAA